AUGAAUAAAAUUUUGGACAAUAAGGGGGCCACAUGCAUCAAGGGCGUGUCUGAAGUGCCGGUGAAAAAUUGCAACGAACUAUUUGAAAUGUUGAUGAUUGGAGCUAAUUAUCGUCAUAUCGGUUCCACUAACAUAAACCGUCACAGCUCACGUUCUCAUACCAUUUUUACUAUUGUUGUUACCAUUCGAGAAGUAACCAAUGGUGAAGAGAUUGUUAAAACUGGUAAAAUCCAUUUGAUUGAUUUAGCCGGAAGUGAGAAUGUUGGUCGUUCUGGAGCAACCGAAAUGCGUGCUAGAGAAGCCGGGYCCAUAAAUAAGUCMCUUCUAACUUUGGCCAAAGUUAUAAAAGCUUUGGCUUUAAAAUCGCAACAUAUUCCUUACAGGGAAUCGAAACUAACUCGUAUUCUUCAAGACAGUUUGGGGGGCAAGAGCAAAACUUCCAUUAUUGCGACUUUUUCUCCUUCCUCUGACGUUUUUGAAGAGACUGUUAGUARGUUAGAUUAUGCACAUAUGGCCCGAASCGUCUGCAAUUGCCCCACUUACAAUGUCAAAAAUAUUCGCAGAGAUAACGUGAUUAAAGAUUUAGAAGAUGAAGUUACUACUUUACGUCAGGAAAUAAACGCUGCCAGAGAAGGUGAGGGCUUCCAUUUAGAUACCGAGACCUACGAGAAGAUUCUUCUUGAAAUUAAAGCAAAACGUGAAAGAGUCCUCUCACUAACUYCYGAAAUAACAAGACUGAACGAUYAUWUUAACCGCCYAAAGCAGUCWGUUGAAGRACUAGGACAGAAUUACGAGCAGUCUGUAACAAAAUUGAAAMCUSUCCAAAAAGAMUUAGAASAGGAAACUCUCAAACWACAAGAGAGUGAAUUUGCGAUUGCCCACAUGACCGAUAAUCUGUCCCAAUUGGAACAACAAUCAAAGGCAUUACAUGACGUUCAUCAAACAUCAGCGAAACAUGGGGAGAUCUACUACCAAAAAUACGACUCCCAAUGUAAUGCAACACUUCAUAAUGCAAAAGUGGCCAAAGAAAUGCUCGUGGUGUCAUCCCAGAACUUGAAAAGGGUUGAAAACACCCUCGAACAGUUUGGGAUAAACGAAAAUGACCAUUUGUAUGCUUUAGCAACACACAAUGCACGUAUUAAAGACAACUUACGACAGGAUUCCGCACGUUUAAAACAACUUUUAAGCGACGUGGCGGUUUUUUCCGAGAAGCUUAAGUGCACAUUUGAGACUUUGUUUGAGAACUCUGGGAUUACAGAACGCGACGUUAAAUUGAAUUUAACCUCGACGGCUAGUGCCAAUCAUAAACUAUUGGGGCACAAUUUUCGAAUAAUUAACUCAAUUUUGAGAAAAUUAAAGGAUUACAUUGAUGAAACUAGAGCGUCAUUGGCUGAAGCAACAUUUCAGUAUGAGAGUGAUGUUACCGCACAGUUUUCCUCCUUGAGCGAAAUGUACGAUAAAUACUACUCUUUAAUGAAUACCUUGCAUGCCAUUCUACAGAAACGUUACAUUCGAAUUAAGCGUUUGUUGAGUCAAAACGAUGAAAAUGUCCAAUCGUGGGAGAAACUCAUCAGAUCYUUUACAACCAAACAAGAGGAUUUGUCCUUGGAAUUGGAGACUGUAAUGCACGUGAGGGGGUACAUCACCGAACUCAUCGACGUGUUGAAAGAAAGAGCUCCAAGAAUCAACGAAAAGCUCAAUACCAUUGUUACCAAUUUCAACCAACAGACGGCCCAUUUUCAARUAAAUGAGCUUAGAUUGAAAGUGGAAACAACUGAAGAAGACAUUAAAGACAGUCAAAGGGUUUGCUCUGUGCAGAUUUCUCAAAAUCACCGCAUGACCCAAAAUUACUURGCUAAAUUCUUUGAUACUAUUGAACAACGRGUCGAGGAACAGAAUGAGGGAGUUGUUGCAAAAAAYGAAGUUAUGGCAAAGGAGGCUUUUGACAUCUUAGAAAACCAAACUCGCGAGAUUUCGAAGUUCUCCGCCCAAGCUGCAGCGUCACUUGAUAAUCUUCUUAAUAAUGAACAUCGWUCCGUUGCAAAYGUGGUAGAAUUUUCGCAACACACCGUUGAAAAUCUCGAAGGUAUGUUACGAGAAGUUAAUUUUACUGGUAAAUCGGGUGAUACACCAGUGAAGCCAACGUACGAUUAUCCGAAAAAGAUCAAUUCUGGACUCUCUAAGGAAGUAUUGAAAAAGGAGUUCAAGAAGACGCUUCUACACGAGACCCAAGAUAAUGAUGCAAACACCCCAAGGGAUGAUAAUAACUGA
This is a messenger RNA of Tribolium madens (black flour beetle), 2271 nucleotides long. RefSeq names its product kinesin-like protein KIF11-B. Lineage: Eukaryota; Metazoa; Arthropoda; Insecta; Coleoptera; Tenebrionidae. Gene Ontology annotation, cellular component: nucleus; spindle microtubule. Gene Ontology annotation, biological process: mitotic spindle assembly; microtubule-based movement. The record is from RefSeq and is a predicted model, not a curated record. Gene Ontology annotation, molecular function: plus-end-directed microtubule motor activity; ATP binding; microtubule binding.